This is a messenger RNA of Cucurbitaria berberidis CBS 394.84, 898 nucleotides long. Its product is annotated as Arp2/3 complex 16 kDa subunit ARPC5. Gene Ontology annotation, molecular function: actin filament binding. The transcript is spliced from 4 exons. The coding region runs from base 83 to 643 and encodes 186 amino acids. Gene Ontology annotation, cellular component: cytoplasm; Arp2/3 protein complex; actin cytoskeleton. NCBI's taxonomy places the organism in Eukaryota, Fungi, Ascomycota, Dothideomycetes, Pleosporales, Cucurbitariaceae. The record is from RefSeq and is a predicted model, not a curated record. Gene Ontology annotation, biological process: regulation of actin filament polymerization; Arp2/3 complex-mediated actin nucleation.
ACAGCCACCAGUGCCACCACCACCACUAUCGACUUCUCAUUCUGCUUCAGCUUCCACACGUCCAUCGUGCACAGCUCCCACCAUGGCCAACAUAAAUUGGCGGACGAUAAACAUCGACGCCUUGGAUCCUGACAGCCCCGCCAACUUCGACCUUAGCUCCCUCACCCCCGCCGUCGCGCCCGUGUCCACCAGCGAUGUCCAGAACAUUUCCCAGCAAAUACGGCAGCUUCUAAGAGGGGGCGAGAAUGAGGGUGCUCUGCAGGGCGCGCUGGAGAACCCGCCCUAUGGGGCUGACGAGAAGGGCAAGGAGAUCCACCUUGCGACCGUAAUCGAAAUCCUACAGUCUAUACGGCAGUCAGACAUGUCACCAAUACUCAGCCGGAUAUACAGUGCGCAAGGUGGAACAGAGGCAUUGGACGUACUGAUGAAGUAUAUCUACAAAGGCAUGGCACAGGCGUCACCAGCAAACAACACGCGCAACAUCACGCCCCAGGCCACCGGCUUCUCACAGGUUCAUACUCGCGGAGGAGGAGAAGGCGGCGGCCAGGCCAUGAGUGUGUUGCUCAGCUGGCAUGAAAAGCUUGUUGAGAUAGCUGGCCCGGGUUCCAUCGUCAGGGUCAUGACAGAUCGUCGUACGGUUUGAGUAAGUGGUUGCAAUUGCGGCCACCCGGAUCGCAUCCGAAUAAGCAGGUCGCUAGCUCAUAGCGAAACUAGCAGCCACGUACAAUGAGGCGACGCUAUCCAAAAGCAAAUUUACCAAUGACACACAAUCCGCAUGGCUCUUCGCUUUCCUACCUCUUUAUUAGCUCCAACUUACCGGUGAGGGUUUAGCACCAGUCGACUCUGACUCAGGCCUCGACACGGAGUAAUAGAACACACGAACAUGAUUAUGAGCCUC